AUGCUCUGUAUUCUUUGCAAGUCCCUGAUCUCGAAAUGCCUCUUCCAUACCGCACAAGGCAAGCCACAGUGGCUUGACUUCCGACACGAAGGACGCACCGAGCGGGGACUUCGUGCGAGGCUGGGCUGCGACCUUUGCAGCCUCUCGAUUCAGCUCGAGCCUGAAGAGGUCGGAGAUAGUAGCACCUCGGCUGAAGGGGCUCCUUUCCCGGCAUCCUUCUGGUGGUGCGGAACCAGAUACGAGAUCUUCGAACCCGAGAGACUGACCAAAGCGGAGGAUUACGACGGAAUCCAGGGGGCGCGAGACGAGUAUAGCCUCACAGAGUUCCGACAGGCGCAGAGAGAUGUUCCAACGCGCACCGAUGACCCUUCCAGCCUUGAACUGGUGAAAGACUGGUUAGAAGUAUGUACGACUAGGCAUACGCAAUGUCGCAGAAUCGCAACGACCAAGCUUCCGACCCGAGUGAUUUAUGUGGGUGAAGUACCGGGUCUAGAUGAUGUUUACCUGGUCGAGAGCAAAGGAAGAGCUGGGACGUACGUUGCUCUCAGCCACCGCUGGGGAGACGAGCAGCCUCUGACAACGACUUCUAACAACUUCCACAAACAUUUGGAGGGAAUUCCACUGGCUUCCCUGCCAAGCACGUUUCGAGACGCUGUGGCGACGCUCAGAGCAGUCGGCAUCCGGUACCUUUGGAUCGACUCGCUUUGCAUCCUUCAAGACUCAAUUCAGGACUGGGCGAACGAGGCAACAAAGAUGGCCGAUGUGUACUCCAACGCAUUGUUCACAAUUUCUGCCUCGAGUGCCAACUCGGCUAGAGAAGGUCUCUUCCGAACAAGAGCUGUCACUCCGACUGUAAAGUUUGACUGGAGGUUUCUAGACGGUAGCCGUCCACCCACGACUCUCGGUCUGCGGCCAAGCCUGCCGUCCUUCGACGAGGAAAUGAAAGCUUCGCCACUCGCACCCCGUGGCUGGAUCUAUCAGGAACGCAUUCUGUCCUCCGCCAUCCUCCAUUUCGGCCGAGAAAGCCUCUUCUGGGAAUGCAAGACGGCGGUUCUGUCCCAGCCGAUUCCAAUCCUCCCAGAGGCCCCCCCAGCCAUCUCACGGCAUUUCGGUGACCUAGGCUUCAUGUCUCAAGAUCUCACCCGCCAAUUUUGGAGAUCAUUCGCCCAGUUCACAGCCGAGGAGCGCAGCUGGCAGAACGGGCCGUGCGGCUGGAAAGACAUCAUCAAAGUGUUUUCGAGAAAGACGUUUACGAAGCCGGAGGACAGGUAUGCGGCGAUCUUGGGCGUGGCAAGUAAGUUUGGGGGGCUGACGAGUUCGAAUUUUCGUUCGGGCCUAUGGAUGAGUGACAUCCUCCUGGAGCUGGCGUGGGUGUUUGAUAACAUGGCAGGUGGUGGUAUGAAUAUGUGCAAAGCUCAGGGGCAGAUUAGAUCCCCGUCAUGGAGCUGGAUCUCGGUGGACUAUCCAGUCACCUGGCUGUACGACGUCGAGGAAAGAAAUAACAAUGUCCAAGGCGACACGUCCGCGGCGGCUCUGAAUGACGGCGACGGGCGUGAUACGACUCGCGCUGAAGACCUGGUGAAUUAUUGUCAGCAGAGCACAACGCAGUUCACGCUCAGACUGCGCGAACUCAUGGUGCAACCAACAAACUUCGAAGGCAUUGAGAAAGGAGAUGGACGCAACCUAGUCACGAUGCAGAACAGAAGGGACUGGCAGGUGCACGAGCUUCUGGGUGUGCUUGACCCGGGCCGCACGCUACCGAAAAAGAUUCAUCUCCUGCGCCUGUGCCACAACCAAUGCAUGAUCCUCGGCGAGGCUGCGAUAUUCCUGCUUGUGAAGCGUGUUGGUAUGCCAAACCCGGAGUGCUACGGCGACCUGGGAACUUUCAAGCGGAUCGGCAUCGGGACCGCGACGUUUGAGGCGAUGCAAGACUUUUUCAUGUUUGGAAAGGAAGGAAUACUGUCCCUGGUUUGA
Molecule: messenger RNA, 1974 nt
Organism: Exophiala spinifera
Lineage: Eukaryota; Fungi; Ascomycota; Eurotiomycetes; Chaetothyriales; Herpotrichiellaceae
Exons: 1
Coding region: 1-1974 (657 amino acids)
Source: RefSeq, a predicted model, not a curated record